AAAGAAAGAGAGAAGAUUAGCUUUUAUUUUAGUGAUGACAGGCUCAUAUGUUUCUGCCUCAUAAAGUUAGAAAAUUAUAAUGAGAGAGAGAGUAGGACAUGCUUUUAAACUAAGAGUGAAAUGGGAAGAAGAAUAAGAAGAAGAGGCAUAAGUGAUUGGUGUUAUUAUCUCUCUGGUAAGAUAUGGCGUUCACAGUAGAGCAUCAUCAGAGUGGUCAGAAGUGUGAAGAAAUGGUGUUCACUGUGGAGUCACAAAAGGCAGUUCCAGCACCAUUUCUCACCAAGACAUACCAAUUGGUGGAUGACCCUCAAACAGACCACAUUGUGUCUUGGGGUGAAAAUGAGACAACCUUUGUUGUCUGGAGACCGCCUGAGUUUGCCAGAGAUCUCCUUCCUAACUACUUCAAACACAACAACUUCUCUAGCUUUGUCAGGCAGCUCAAUACCUAUGGAUUCAAGAAGGUGGUAGCAGAUAGAUGGGAGUUUGCAAAUGAAAACUUCAGGAAAGGAGCAAAGCACUUGUUAUUGGAGAUUCACAGAAGGAAAAGCCCUCAGAACCACCACCACCAUGAUUCAUCCCAUCAGUUUCUUCUCAGACCAGAAGACAGUUACUAUGGCAACUGGGUUGUUGAAUCUCCUUUGCCAUCUCCCAAAUCCGCGGCAGAGGCCGAUAUCCUGACGGCUCUCACCGAAGACAACCAGCGGCUGCGGAGGAAGAACUACAUGCUGUUAUCUGAACUGACCCACAUGAAGAACCUCUACAAUGAUAUUAUCUACUUCAUUCAAAAUCAUGUAAAACCAGUAGCAUUAAUGCCACGUGAUAAUAAUAAUAACAUAGCACCCAAGGUCAUUGAGUUGGGUCCUUCAUUUCAGGAUCAGAUCGGAAAGAAGUCGGUGACUUUAACGGAGGAGGCAAACGGUGAAACAGUGAAGCUUUUUGGGGUUCCUCUGAGUGGAAAGAAGAGACUGCACCCAGAAAAGAUGGAUCAAAAAGAAGCACAGGAAUAGUAUGGGGUCUCCCCUGUUUAGCAUGUUUUUGAACAUUUUUGUAGAUAUAUUGAAAUGUAGCUCUCCUUAACGCAAUUAGUAGCCUUCUUUCUCUCUCUCUCUCUCUUCUUUUUCAAAAAAUGAAAAAAAAAAAAGUCU
Messenger RNA from Rubroshorea leprosula, 1145 nucleotides. NCBI's taxonomy places the organism in Eukaryota, Viridiplantae, Streptophyta, Magnoliopsida, Malvales, Dipterocarpaceae. The record is from the annotation of a GenBank genome assembly.